Molecule: messenger RNA, 1754 nt
Organism: Brassica oleracea var. oleracea
Lineage: Eukaryota; Viridiplantae; Streptophyta; Magnoliopsida; Brassicales; Brassicaceae
Exons: 2
Coding region: 395-1642 (415 amino acids)
Molecular function (GO): protein binding
Source: RefSeq, a predicted model, not a curated record
UUAUCAGUCUUUUAUAUCCAAUUAGUUGGUUGGUGACUUUAAAUUUUGUAGCUAAGCUUGUGUAGAGGAGCCAAAAUUAAAAAAGAAAAACAAAAACGUAACUGUAGAAGCAGCAGAAGCCUGGUCGACUAGUGAAGCUCUGUCGAUUGUUGUGGAUGUGAGUAGAUUCACAAAUGUUAUAUCUCAAGAUCCAAAUUUGAAUGGGAGUUCGAGUACGAGCACACACGGUGAAAACAAUAAUGAGAAAUUGAAGAAGGCGGCUCAAGAUGGGGAUGUAGAAAGACUCUACGAGUUGAUAGCAGAAGAUCCAAACAUUCUAGGUCACUUUGAUAAGGUGCCUUUUUGCGAGACGCCACUACACGUUGCAGCUGAAAAAGGGCAAACUCAUUUUGCAAUGGAACUAAUGACCCUGAAGCAGUCGCUUGCUUCAAAGCUAAACGUGGCAGGUUACAGCCAGAUGCAUUUAGCUCUGCAAAACAACCAUAGCCGAAUGGUGAGAGGGUUUAUAGCAAUCGACAGCAGCUUAGUCAGCAUUAAGGGAAGAGGAAGGGUUACUCCUUUGCAUCACGUGGCUCAAAUAGGUGAUGCAGAGUUGUUGAGUGAGUUCUUAUUUGCUUGUCCUUCUUCCAUAGAAGAGUUAACGGUUAAGUGUGAGACAGCUGUGCACGUUGCCGUGAAAAACGGGAAGUUCAUGGCAUUUAAGGUUCUAUUGGGAUGGCUCAAGAGAGUAAAAAAGGAGGAAAUCUUGGACUGGAAAGAUGAAGAUGGUAACACAGUGUUCCAUAUUGCUGCAAUGAUAAAUCAUACUGAGGUGAUGAAGCUGCUGCGUAAAACCGUUAAAGUAGAAGCCAAGAACUUGGAUGGCAAAACUGCGAUGAAUAUACUACAACCUGAUCAAUCUCGUUUGCCUAUAACAAGAAGACUUAUCAACUAUGUUAAAGAAAGACUUGGUUAUGGUUCCACAAGGACUCUUGCAGAAUACUUAAGCAACAAUCUUUCGAUGAUGGAGAAACGCAACAAUCUCUUGGGGCUGAGUAAUCUCAGCAUGACUGGAAAGACGUCCCCAAACACUAGCGAGCGUCGGGAUGCAUUACUUGUAGUGGCUAUACUGAUAGCCACAGCUACAUACCAGGCCGGUCUCAGUCCUCCUGGCGGAUUUUGGCAGGAAAAUUCCUCAAAUCCUAACGAUGGAAAUGGUCACAAGGCUGGGCAGAUGACUAUGGUAUUCAAGAAUGCCAUAAUGUUUAUUGUCCUUAACGGGCUUGCCUUCUUAUCAUCUCUAUUUGUGAUCAUUAUCCUCGUAAUGGAACUCCCUAUGUGGAAGUUGCUUUAUGGUUCAGUGGCGGCUUUAAGUGUCGCUAUGUCUGCAGCGUACAUAACUAUAUUCCCGAAUCCAAAUGGCGAAUUGGAAAAAAUACAAACUAGGCUCUUCAUCAUGGCAUUCCCAGUGAUGAUAGGAGCCAUGCUGUAUAAUACUUUCAUUGCAUUCACUAAUGAUAAAGAAAGUCGGCACAAAGUGGACUUCCAGGCGAGCUACUUCAGCUCCUAUCAUACAGCAUCGCGUGAUAACUAUCUUUUAUUUAUUGGUGGGCUUGUUUAUGCCGGUUGUUUUUGGAUUUGGGCGUUUGAACUACCAAAAUGAUCUAUCCGUUUCGUUUGCUCUUUAACAAAAGCUCUCUUUCUUGUUUGCGAUAUUUGUAAUAAUGCUUUUCCCUGAUACACAACGGGAUAAGAAAUUUAUAUUCGACCAUGCA